Molecule: messenger RNA, 4931 nt
Organism: Pseudophryne corroboree (corroboree frog)
Lineage: Eukaryota; Metazoa; Chordata; Amphibia; Anura; Myobatrachidae
Gene: FARP2
Product: FERM, ARH/RhoGEF and pleckstrin domain protein 2
Exons: 28
Coding region: 163-3909 (1248 amino acids)
Cellular component (GO): cytoskeleton
Molecular function (GO): guanyl-nucleotide exchange factor activity
Source: RefSeq, a predicted model, not a curated record
CUAACGACACACCCAUCCUCCAGGCCGUGCCUCCUGACGGUGGAGUGGCCAAUCCUGAGUGUUAACCGUUAGUGUCGGUUGGAGUCUCGGUAGAGAGAGGCGAGAGCAGUGGCGGCUGCUGGGAACCCUCGGUUGCAGAAAGUUGAGCACGAGGGAACAAUCAUGGGAGACGUAGAAGGCACAUAUCGCGUGUUGCAGACUCCAGGAGCCCGGCUAGGUGCACAGAGAAGCACCGGGAUUAGCACACUAGAGCCAGGACAGAACCUCAGCACAGCUCUGUCGUCCUCACAUCCCAAAUCCUCAAAUCAAGACUUGCGCUCGUCUGUGUUGCUUCUGGAUGGAACAGAGCUUCCUGUGGAAAUGGGGCCAAAGACCACGGGCCAAGCCCUGCUGAGCCAACUCUUCACGAAUCUGAAUGUGGUGGAGACAGACUAUUUUGGCAUUGAGUUCCAGACCGCACAGUCACAGUGGGUGUGGUUGGAGCCGCUGAAAUUUGUGUGCAAGCAGCUGCGCAAACCGAAAAAUGCCAAGUUACGUCUGGCUGUAAAGUUUUUCCCCCCUGAUCCGGGUCAGCUGCAGGAGGAAUACACAAGGUAUCUUUUUGCUAUGCAGAUAAAGAGGGACCUGGCAGAGGAGAGGUUAAUAUGCAGUGAUAACACAACGGCGCUGCUGAUCUCUCUGCUGUUACAGUCCGAGGUUGGGGAUUAUGAUCAGAAAGGAGACCAAGAGCACCUGAAGAACACCCAGUACUUACAGCGGCAGCACAGCCUGGAGGAACGGAUACUGCAGUUCCACAGUGAGCACCUCGGUAUGUCUCCUGCUGAUGCAGAUUUUCAGAUCCUGGAGAUUUCAAGACGAUUAGAUCUGUACGGAACCCGUUUCCAUCUAGCAUCUGACCGGGAAGGUGCCAAAAUAAAUUUAUCCGUGUCACAUAUGGGAGUUCUGGUUUUUCAGGGUAACACCAAGAUUAAUACAUUUAACUGGUCGAAGAUCCGUAAGCUGAGCUUUAAGAGACGCCGCUUCCUUAUAAAGCUGCACCCGGAGGUUCAUGGUCCUUACCAAGAUGCUCUGGAAUUCCUUCUUCCCAGUCGGGAUAUGUGUAAGAGGUUUUGGAAGAUCUGUGUUGAAUAUCACAGCUUCUUCCGUCUCCAAGAUCAGCCUAAACCCAAAUCCAGGCCAGUUCUUUUAAGUCGCGGAUCCUCUUUUCGGUACAGUGGACGAACACAAAAACAACUGAUAGACUACGUACGGGACACCAGCGUGAAAAAACCACUGCAUGAUAGGAGACACAGCAAACCCAGAGUGUCCCCUUGCACUGCGAUCCCUGACUCUCCAAAGCAGAUCAUCUCUCUCACUGAGAGUAUGAGGACCCCUACUUUACCUUCUCCUUUUAUCUUACCCACCCAACCUGUUUCUAACCCUCCCACCUCCCACCAGAAAAGCAUUCCCAGAAAUGAAAAUAUGUCAACAUCUCAUUGGCAAGAGGAACCUGCCAGAGGAGCUCCUGAGAAUGCAGCACCUCCGGGGCACUCCUCAUUACAAGGUCUCUCCUUCCACCCUACCCUUUCCUUACAAAGUAGACAUGACCCAGUAGAUAACCUGGAUAGUGGUAAUGUACACCAGGAUGAGGAUGUGAGGUUGUGGGUAACGGGUGUUUCUGAUUCACUUCUCCUGAGUGAAGAGUUUAUAGAUGAUGAUCCAGCUGACAUCUCCUUUAGUGGAGGAGCAGAGCUGUACACUUAUGGUGGGAGAGUGGAGCCACCUGACCAUGAGGACCUCUCGCCAGAAGAAUAUUAUCUAGAUGAUGUGGAUUCAAGAGAUUUCAAUGGCAAUACAAGAGUAACGGAUGCCAGUGAGUUAUUUGAAGUGAAGGCUCAGGCUAGCCUCAUGCAGAGUCUUCUGAGCCCAUCGGAUAAUGGCUCCCUCCUCAACCACCGCUCUGAAAGCAGCUCUCUACGUCACCACCGCUCUGAAAGCAGUUCUCUCACAAACCUCAAUGGAAUUCCAAGCUUUUCUCGCUCUGCCAACCACUCCACUGCCAGCUCAAUGAUCAACUUCCCCGCCUACUCAGUGCGCUCAGAAUCCAGCUCUGCUUUCCAGUUUGGGGAUAUCCUGGACCAGCUGGAACAGCUCAGCUACCCACCCACAACCACAGAGGACUCCAGCAGCUCUGAGGGCGACUCUUGGGAUUCUGAGGAAGAGACCCCACUUGACAUGAACUUAUUUUUCAGCAAUCCACUGACACAAUAUGCUAAUUUAAACCAGUUUGGGCUGCAGGAUAAGAAGGGACCGCCUGAUAUCUGCUGUCACUUGUCUCCAGUAACUCUCAGGGUGUCCUCUAACUCCCAGCCUGGCAGCUCCCCCUUGCUGAGCCCAACAUUAAGUGACAUUGGUAGUUCCAGGACAGACGAAGGAGAAGAAUCUUUGGAGAAUAAGAUGGACGAGACCUAUUACAUCACUAAAGAAAUACUGAGCACAGAAACCUCUCAUCUGAAGGACAUUGAGGUCAUAACUGUGUGCCUGCUCAGAGCUCUUAAUAAGGGUGGGGAUCUGCAGGGAACAUUGGAGCAGCAGAUGAAAUCGCUGUUCUCUUGCAUGGAACCUAUACAGCAAUUUCACCAGGAUUUUUUGCAGCAGCUUGAGGAUGUCCUAAAUCUAUGGGAAGGACGAUCUGCACAUGCCAAGGACAUGCAAAUACUUGGAGACUUCAUGUUAAGGAAUAUGACCGCCUUAAGGGCCCUGCUACCAUCUCUGCAUCAGCUAGAAGAAGUGUUCCUGGAGAUGCAAAGGAAGUCUUCUGGGCAGCAGGAGGUGGAUAUUCUGCUGCAGGAAUUUGAGCAACAAAGAGUGUGUUACCUGCCACUCAGCUGCCUUCUGCUAAAGCCUUUACAGCGCCCCCUGCAGUAUGAGAAACUGCUGGAGAGGUUGUGUCGCCAUUAUCCACCUUUACACCAUGAUUAUAACAACUGCCAAAGGGCAUUAGGAGAAGCCAGUGCAGUGAGUUCUCGGCUUCGGCACCGCCUGCUGCACCUGCAGAACUUACAGAGAUUAGACCAGCUGGAGAGAGACUUGUUGGGCGGAGACCACCUUGCAUCCCCGGGCCGUGAGUUCAUCCGAGAGGGCUGUCUGUACAAACUAACCAAGAAUGGCCUGCAGCAGCGCAUGUUCUACCUUUUCUCAGAUAUGUUGCUAUACACACGAAAGGGGCUGAGCUGCGCCAACCAGUUUCGAGUCCAUGGUCGCCUUCCUCUACAUGGGAUGCUGCUGAUGGUGCUGGAUCCUCCAGCUGAGGACAGUCACAGUUCUGUCCCACAUUGCUUUACUAUCUACACUGCACAGACAACAAUAGGAGUGGCUGCCAGCUCUCAGGUGGACAUGAGGUGCUGGCUGGAUGAUCUGAAUGCAGCUAUUAGCCGGGCUCCGAGAUACAGUGAACUAUCUGCCCUUUCACUACAGCAGCCAAUGCUACCGUCUGCAGGACAGAAUCAUCGCCCAAACACGCUCAGUCACGUAUGUUGGUAUCGAAACCAGAGUGUGUCUCUGAGUGAUCACAUCACAAUGAUGGAGAAUCAGCUCUCUGGAUAUUUGCUCCGCAAGUUUAAGAACAGCAACGGCUGGCAGCGACUAUGGGUGAUCUUCACCAACUUCUGCCUUUUCUUUUACAAAACACACCAGGAAGAUGCUCCGCUGGCCUCUCUGCCCUUACUGGGAUAUACAGUAAGUGUCCCAUCCUAUUUGGAUCCUGUCAGCUGUCGUCAUGUCUUCAAACUGCACUUUAAGUCACAUGUAUACUUCUUCAGAGCAGACAGCGAGUACAGCUGGAGACGUUGGAUGGAAGUGAUCAGACGCGGUGUGAGCUCUCCUGGGAAAAUUGGACACGUGGCAGAGGACGGAGGCACUGCUGAUUGACCACAUGAUGAAAGAUUGUGGAGGACAAGUAAGAAGACACUCAGACAUUUUCCUGAGGAUCCCUGUAGGCAUGUGUGUGCUUUCACGGUGGCCAAUUACAAGGAACUCUGCUCUGAAUGCAGUGGGUUCCCUGUCUGGUAGUUUCCUGCCAUUGUUUCAGUUCUAUUUCACCUCUAUCCUAUAAGCAUCUACCUGCGGAUAGGGAAAGACUGGUGUUCUCUCUGAAUUAAGGGAACAGUGUAACAUGAGGUAAAGACAUAGAACAAACCAUGCAACAUUUCACCGCCACCAGCCUCUAAUGAAGGACAGACAUUGCUAAUGGGACUAAUUCUAAUCCGCUGGAAGAAAACUCAGUGCUAGAGUGCUGCUAUUACAGCGAGCCUUGCUAUACAGUUAAACUGCAUAGUUCACUGCUCAGUAGAGGCAGCCUGUUUGUGGGCUCUAAUAAUAUACAAAUGCAGCUUAUCAAUGAACUAGGAACAUCAGGGUGCAGAGGGCCAGAUUCUGAUUUGGAAGUAAACAAAAAACAGAAAGCAAGUAGCUUUGUAUCUGUGGAACAAGCCAUGUUGCCAUGGAAGGGGAGCAAAUACAGUUUUAUGUUUUCUGUGCAGGGUACAUACUGGCUGCUUUUGCAUGUAGCCCACAAAUGCUGGACAGCUUUAUUUUUACACUGCAAUUUAGAAUUGGACACAUCCUACCCAAAUCUAAAUCUCUCUGCAUGUUACGUCUGCCCUACCCGCAGUGCAACAAGGUUUUGCCCUGGUGCACAGUUACUUGCUUUACUCAGGCCCAAAGUACUUGAGUGAAUGACAUUCUGUAGUUGUGACUAGUGAAUUGACUGCAUUUUCAGAAAUAUAUUUUCAGCCUACAAAAUUGCUCUCUGCCAUAGGUGAUAAUGUACUUUAAUAUUCACCUGUAGGCAAAGCAAUUGCCUCAUACAGAAAUGUCCACCAAGCCUUCUCUAUCUGCCAACAUGUCUCAUGACAACCAUCUAGGACAGGCAUGGCCAACCUGUGGCUCUC